Molecule: messenger RNA, 720 nt
Organism: Glycine soja
Lineage: Eukaryota; Viridiplantae; Streptophyta; Magnoliopsida; Fabales; Fabaceae
Product: protein sym-1-like
Exons: 6
Coding region: 1-720 (239 amino acids)
Cellular component (GO): cytoplasm; membrane
Source: RefSeq, a predicted model, not a curated record
AUGUCGUAUGGAGGAACAUUAUGCCCACACGCGCACAAAUUCCUUCUCUUGCCCAUUGCCUUCAACCAUUGCCGUCAAAACACCACUCGCCUUCAACAAUUUCAAACUCUCACUCCGCUCCACUCUCAGUCCCUUCCUUUCAACUUCAACAACUCCGCCACGCCCUUCAAACCCACCCUCCCCCUCCUCUCCGCCCUCCCCAACGACGGCUUCGGCGGAAGCGGCCCACGUGGCGGCGGUGGCGGUGGCGGUGGCGGAGGCUCUGACGAUCUAACAUGGUUUUACUACAGGUACUUGGCUCUUCUUGGAAAACACCCUGUUGCCGUGAAAGCUCUAACAUCUGCAAUUUUGAAUCUAAUUGGAGAUUUGUUAUGCGAGCUUGUGAUAGACAAAGUGCCAUCACUGGAUUUCAAGAGGACAUUUGUCUUUACUUUUCUUGGUUUUGCUUUAGUGGGUCCAACAUUGCAUUUCUGGUAUUUGUAUAUGAGUAAAUUGGUUACACUUCCUGGAGCAUCAGGUGCCCUUUUGCGGCUUGUACUUGAUCAGUUCUUAUUUUCACCCAUAUUCAGCGGAGUUUUCUUAUCUACAUUGGUGACACUGGAGGGAAGCCCAUCACAAGUUGUACCCAAGCUUAAACAGGUCCUUGCUGCUAAUGUUAUUGCUUUGAUGUGGAAUAUUAUUCUCUCAUUUAUGGCACAUAAAGAGGUUCUUACAAAAUAG